This is a messenger RNA of Formica exsecta, 988 nucleotides long. RefSeq names its product cytochrome P450 4C1-like. The record is from RefSeq and is a predicted model, not a curated record. The transcript has 5 exons. Gene Ontology annotation, molecular function: heme binding; monooxygenase activity; oxidoreductase activity, acting on paired donors, with incorporation or reduction of molecular oxygen. NCBI's taxonomy places the organism in Eukaryota, Metazoa, Arthropoda, Insecta, Hymenoptera, Formicidae. The coding region runs from base 22 to 630 and encodes 202 amino acids.
CUUCAUAAUAACACAAUUUUCAUGUUAUUAGCGGCCAGUGAAACAAGCGCUAUUACUUUGAAUUUUUUGGUCUUUGUAUUAGCAAAUUUCUCAGAGAUACAAGAGAAAGUGUAUGAAGAAUUACUGGAAAUUUAUGGAACCAAAUCUCCAAGAUCGGCCCCAAUAAAAUACGAAGAUUUACAACGUAUGAAUUAUUUGGAAAAUGUUAUCAAGGAAACUAUGAGAUUAUUUCCUACUGUUCCACUAAUUGCGCGAAAGCUAACUGAGGAUAUAAACAUAGGAGAGAUUAUCUUACCUAAAGGCGCUGAUAUUGUUCUACAAAUAAUGUCCGCACAUCGAAACGAAAAGUAUUGGCCCAAUCCGUUAGUAUUCAAUCCGGACAGAUUCCUUCCUGAAAAUAUAGGAACGUCUAAUUCAUCUUACAUGCCGUUUAGUUUAGGAUCCAGAAACUGUAUAGGUAUAAAAUAUGCAAUGACUUCGUUGAAAGUUUUUCUAUCAACUUUGGUACGAACAUUCGUAUUUAAAAUAGAUAAAAGCAUUCCGGUAGAUGAAAUUAAAUUCAAUUAUGACUUGAUGCUAAAUUUUGCUGAACCUAUAAAAAUCAGAAUUGAAAAACGAGAUGUAGAUUGAAAUAGUCUUAGGAAUAUACUUAUUGAAAGAUAUUCUAAUAUUUUUUUGUACUAUAAUGUUUCUCUUGUAUACAAAGUAUUAUAUAUACAUAUAAUAUAGUAGACAAAAAGGAGCAUAUAUCUAUAACUGUACUAUACAAUAUUUGAAUGCAAUUUGAAUACAAUUUUGAAUAUUUUGUAAUACAUAAGAUAUUAGAUAAGGUAUUAGAUUGUAGUUUGAAUUUUCUGCAUAUUAUAAAAAGUUCUAUUAUUCUUCAACGGAUUAUAGCAACUAACAUUUUUCGUCAUACAUAAAAAAAAUAUAUAUAUGUAUAACUUUAUAUAAUAUCACGUAAAGAAAAUAAAAAGUAACAAAAUAA